Pogoniulus pusillus (Red-fronted tinkerbird) is the source of this 5334-nucleotide messenger RNA. It is a transcript of the gene PREPL, whose product is annotated as prolyl endopeptidase like. Gene Ontology annotation, biological process: proteolysis. NCBI's taxonomy places the organism in Eukaryota, Metazoa, Chordata, Aves, Piciformes, Lybiidae. The record is from RefSeq and is a predicted model, not a curated record. Bases 285 to 2624 code for a protein of 779 amino acids. Gene Ontology annotation, molecular function: serine-type endopeptidase activity. The transcript is spliced from 16 exons. Gene Ontology annotation, cellular component: Golgi apparatus; cytoskeleton.
AAACUGCGUGAAACGGGAGCGACCUGAAAGUCUGCGCCAGAGAGGGUGCCAGCGCGCCGGGAGUGGGGGAGGCCGCUGCGCCUCUACGCUGAAAUCAGUGGCGAUCGGCCGCCGCUCGCUCUUUGAAGCGCUCUGUCGCCAUCUUGGCUACGGGCAGCCCCGCGUGCCGUCUUAUCGCGGGCAGCCCCUGCGGAGAGAAAGCGGCGCCGGCGCCGCCCGCCACGGCAGCUCCUUGCGCAGGCUGCGGCCGCUGCCCGGCCUCGGCGCGGCGGUUGACUGUGGAGAUGAAGGCGAGGAUGUCAUACGCGGGACUGCGGAGUCUGCCCCAAGUGCUGGCCUUCACUAGCAAUGGCUACUCUGAGCAUAAGGGUCUGCAAAAAAUAUGCCUUCAUAGUCAAAGGAAACAUAAAAAAAGCUACUUCCUGGCCUACUCAGGAAAUACAUGCGUGCACAGGACUGCCCCACCUGGAAGCAUCCUGCCGUGGAGAUUCUUUUCCUGCAAGCAGGAGGGAACAGAACUCCCUUCCAAAAUGAAGCAAAAGACAUCCAUAAUGACAUCAGAACUUCUGUACAAGGACCUUCUGAAAUCAGAGCAGAAAAACUGGAAUAACAUUUCAGCAAGAUACAAACCUAUGACAAAAAGAAUCAAGGAAAAAUUAGAAGAACUGCAGAAGAAGUAUACAUUCAGUUUGGGAAGCCCAAGGAUAAGGUUUGGGGAGAAUGUGUACUUUGAAGAGAAUGGCUGCGUCUUUCUUUCAAAGGCAGAUGAUGUGGAUGAAGGAAAUGCUGACAUUUUAUUCAGUACUGAAGAUCUUGGCUUUUCUGAUGCCUUUAUUCAACGGAUCAGAAUUUCACCAGAUCAGAGAUACAUGGCUGUCAGCUUAAAAAGUCAAAAUUCUGAAGAGGCAACCUGUGUUAUUGUGAAACUUGGUCGUUUUCCUGCUGUGGAAAAAGUAAUUCCAAGUGUGUUUAGUUUUGAAUGGGCUACAAAUGAUGUUCUGUAUUACACGAGUCAGAAGAACCUUAAAUGCCAGAAUGUGUUUAUGACCACUUUCACUAAUCAGAAACAUACUAAAUUAAUUUAUACAGAACAAGAUGCAAGAUUCUUUGUGGACAUAUAUUGCACAAAAGAUAGACGCUUUCUCACUAUCAACAGCAACAAUAAGACAACCUCAGAAGUUUGGCUAGUUGACUGUAGAGAUCCUUUUAAGUUGCCUGCCCUUGUACAAGCACGAACAAAAGGGGUCCUUUACCAUAUUGAGCACAGAAAUGACGAGUUAUAUAUCCUUACUACAUAUGGAGAACCUGCACAGUAUAAGUUGAUGAAGGCACCAGUGUCUUCCAGCGGCGUGGAGAACUGGCAUUUAGUUUAUGCACUAGAAGAGAAAAGCAAACUAGUAGAUCUGGAGAUGUUCAGUGAUCACUGUGUUAUGUUCCUGAAGAAUGCUGGUCAUCUUUACUUAAAAGUGAUUUCUUUUGUUUCACAUUCAGUUCAGUCAAUAAAGCUACCUACAUGGGCCUGUGAAUUUGAAUUGGAAUCUCAUCUGGAAUGUACCACCAGCACUUGCUAUUUUCAGCUCACCUCCCCAGUACACCCCCCUAAGCGUUUUGCAUAUUCAUUUAAAGAAAAUAAUCUCAUUGAACAAGCUGUGCAAGAGGUACCAAUUACCACGAAUUGUCACACUACACGUUUACUAGCUAAAAGCAAGGAUGAAACUUUGGUGCCAAUUACAGUUUUUCAUAACACAAAUUCUAAAGAGCUGCACAGGAAACCACUUCUGGUUCAUGUAUAUGGAGCUUAUGGCAUAGAUUUGAAAAUGAGCUUUAAAGAAGAGAAGCUGAUGUUAAUUGAAGAGGGUUGGAUAUUAGCAUAUUGCCACGUUAGAGGUGGAGGAGAACUGGGUCUUACCUGGCACAAGGAUGGAUGUCAGUAUAAUAAACUCAAAGGUCUCCAUGACCUUAAGGCUUGCAUCACACUGCUGCACAAACUCGGAUUUUCUCAGCCAAAGUACACAGCACUCUCAGCUGCCAGUGCAGGAGGAGUUCUUGCGGGAGCCCUGUGCAACAGUGAUCCAAAACUUAUCAGAGCCAUGAUUUUACAGGCUCCUUUUGUAGAUGUUCUAAGUACCAUGAUGCAACCUCACCUCCCCCUGACAAUUGAAGAACAGGAAGAGUGGGGAAAUCCAUUAGCAGAUGAAAAGUGUAUGAAGUAUAUCAAAAGCUAUUGUCCAUACCAGAACAUUAAGCCACAGUGCUACCCUUCAGUUUUCAUCACGGCAUACAAAAACGAUCAACGGGUGCCACUGACAGGAGUUCUGCGGUACGUUCAGAAACUUAGGAGGGCUACGCUGGAUUAUGCCAGCAGCACAACUGAGAAAGGAAACUGGAUUCCCAAUAUCAUCUUGGAUGUCCAGGCAAAUGGCAGUCACUGUGAUUCAUCUUGGGAGGAUUCACUGAAUGAGUUUGAAAUGCAUGACCUGUACUAUCAAAGGAUGCUCCUACAAGUGGAUCUCAACAUUCUGCACUUUGUACAGAUUGCAAAACAACUUGCAUUUCUGAACAAAGAACUUGAGGAAGCAUGCCAUCUCCAACAUCCUAUGGAAUCCUGCAAAUACACACUCUGACCACCUGAAGAAUAUGGGACAGGUUUUUAUUUAUAUGAAAAGUGCACACCUUCUCCAGAGAACCUCUCCUCUGGGAUCUGUGCUUUACGAGCAUCAGCAGACAAAUUCAAGGUUGUGUGUGGCAUUGAUUUAUAAACCAAGCGCUGAAUUUCUCCCCUGCCAUACAGUACAGCAGUAGCUACCUGCAUUAAUCCAUUUAUUCAGUACAGUUCUGUUCACAGUAGCCAGCAGCACAGCACUACCUAGGUGGAGCUGACCUAGAUUGGUGCUUAAAGCCUCUCCAGUCUAAAACUUCUCUUCCAAGACCACAUUUUACCCAAGGCAGUGGAUCUCAACCUUAAGGUUGAGAAAAAGAGAGAAUAAGAGAAUGCAAAUAUGUUCUAUCUCAGCAGGGCUGGAGACAGAGGGGAUUGGGGGGGAAAGGCAGGAGGGGUCCAUUGGAAAUGCAGUCCUGACUAUAGAAUCAGACCUGCUAAAUACAUUUUGUUCUUACUAACUCUGAGUGUAACCAGAGCUGUUAUGAGAAGAGGUAAAGCCAUCACACCUUUAUGUGAUAUUACAGGCCCACCCCUUUAGAGUGAGUUUGACAGAUCUAUAGACUUUGAAAGGUUAUUGUGAACUGUCAGUCUUCGGCUUCCUCAGGUACUCUUAAGGACCAGGCACUAAGGUCAGCACUCAGAAAACAACACAGAAAUCUACAUACUUAAACAGGACAGCUUUUUAGAAGAGGUUUGCUUUUCUUCUCCACAGACCUUAAGGGAGCAUUCGUACCAUACUCUUCCUUUCUACUCACCAAUAUGGGUGCAAGACAAUUAGAGAUACCUUUUCUUUUGCAGGAUGUUUAUUUUGUACACAAAGUUUCAAAAGCCAGAAGAAAUCUGAAAGUUUUUUUGUGUUUUCCUGAAAUGAGUAUUUUCUAAAUUAAUCUGACAGUUUGCUUAUUCCACUCCUGCACUUAACAAUACAUAUAGAGUAAAUUGAAGGCACUGGAAUAGCAAGCUUUUUCAGCCACAAAACAAUUUCCUUGAAAAGCCUCCAUGGUAUGAACAGGCUUUGCUGAUUUAUAUUCAAGGACCAGGCCUUCUCCCAUUUCAGUUUUAAUUAGUUUGGUAUUGACAGCUUUACCAGUAUUGCUGACGUUAGUACUCAGUCGUAUAAUAACUUCAGAUGGAAGGUUAGGAACUAGAGCGCUCAGGUCUAUUGUCAAUUCCUGUCCAAAAUUGAGAACCAUCAGAAAGACUCUGUCUAAGCCAUCCAAUUCCCUCACGUACACAAAAACGUUAUCAUCCUUCCAGAUGUAGCACAUCCACCCUCGCUGUAUGGGGAGCUCGUUGCGAAGUAGAGUUAGCUCUCUGUACAGAUUCAGGGUUGAGUUGGACCAGGUCAUCUGGAUCUGCAACAGGCAGCAUUAACAGGGUCAUUUCUUUGCAUGGGCUGCAGGAAAUGGUAGUUCCCCCCACCGCAGACUGCUGAGAACACAUUUCUCAUCAUUCCAUUUCGGCAGUUCUCUCUUCGAAUUUGUUUGUAAAUGCUACUGAAAAAUCAAAUGGGUUUUUUUUUCCUGCUGCAGUACAUUGACAUUUGUGGAGUGACACAGACAGUGGGUACCAGGCAUGAUAGAAUUUUCCCCAACCUAGCAUUUUUUUCUUCUUCCCCCAGUGCCCUGAUAGUGCCACUUGUUCAGUAGAAAGUCAUCACCAUUUAAAGCUUGGUACAGAUUUUUGUUCACUGAGUCUAAUUUACUGAAGUCACAGGGUUUCUUUACUGGUUUUCCUGUCUUCAGUUCUGGUCAGCACCACAGACCAGCAGAAUCUGUUCAAUUCAUUGCACUACUUACAGUAAAGAUGGUCUGUUAAGUUCUUGUUACAUAGCCAGGGCUUUCCACAGUAAUGUAAAUGGGGGGGGGGGGGAAACAGUCUAAAUUUCAAUUGAAUAUUAAAAUUAUUAAAAAGAUGGUGAAGAGCCACGUUACAACAUCUACAGCAAAACUGCAGUUGCUCUGCUUAAAUUAAUUUAGAUUAAGUAUGGCCCUUGGCUGACAAAUAUUUUAUCCCUUGAGUCUAUUCUUACUGCAAAUUUCCACUAAGUAAGAGAAAUCAGAGCAAAAUACAUAUAUUAAAAUAAUUUUAGGCAAUUAGUUUGUCACACUUGCAGAUACCUACUUCCACGUUUACACUUUGGUAGUCAGAGUUAACAGGUAACCAGCUGCUGUUGCCAUCAGUAAAACCAGCAUUAAUUCUGUCAUUCCACUGCAUGGGGGAUUUCUCUGGAAAGGUUACCUAGAAAAUGAAGGUGGUGAUUAAUGUAUGGAGAAGUUAUCCCUUGACUAGUUGUCAUGGAUUCAGUUGAACCUGCUGCUGUUGUUCAGACCAUGCUGCAGUCAUACCAGCUUCAAAAAUGAAAGUGCUAACUGGAGCAAAGCAUUAGGGAGUUUGAAGUUCACACUGCAACAUGGGAGAUCCUGUUCAGCUUGCUGCUUCUGAGUGUUGGCUCUUUUCUGCAGGCAUGGCAGUGGAAUGGGUGGGAGAUGGGUAUCUGCUGGCUUUGGGUUUCUGUUUUAUGCUGAUUUCCCCCUUUUAUUUCACUGCACCAUUUCUGCAAAUAGGCUAAAGUAAUCAUGCAUUGUAUUAUUAAUCAGAUUAUUAGCUAUGGUAGUUAUGCACUGUGAUCAUGAUAUCUCAGUUAUAUUAAACUCUGACCUCUAUCUCAA